This is a messenger RNA of Bicyclus anynana (squinting bush brown), 1633 nucleotides long. RefSeq lists its product as uncharacterized. Bases 250 to 1191 code for a protein of 313 amino acids. NCBI's taxonomy places the organism in Eukaryota, Metazoa, Arthropoda, Insecta, Lepidoptera, Nymphalidae. The transcript has 6 exons. The record is from RefSeq and is a predicted model, not a curated record.
UUUUCUUUAUUCUAUCUUUUACGGCGGAGUAGAAAAUUAAUAUUUAGUAAUGAUAAACUUAAUUAAGAUAAAGAAAUAACUAUAAUGGAAUAAUUGUUUUUUCUCUUUUUUACGUGUUCAGAAAGUGCAUAGUAUUUUUUUUUAACUUUUAAAAGAUGCUAUUUGAUAAAAUAAUUUCUUAGUAUUUUAGUAAAUUUUAGUGCUAUAAUCUAUUGACAAGACUUUUAAACAACAACAACAUAAAAUACCAUGCCUCGAGGUUGCGUUUUUGGAUGUCAAUCUAAUACUCAAGAUCCAAUUCACACGUUUCCAAACCCAAAGAGAAAUGCAGAGAUAUUUCGCCAAUGGGUCGAGUUACUGGUGGAGCCGGAGCGUAGUCUCCCUGACGCAGAGAUCUAUAGACGCAAAAGAGUGUGUAAUCGACAUUUUGUGGACAAAGACCACAAUAGAAAUCACAGAUUAAAUGCCCUUGCUGUACCAUCUCUGUAUUUACCAAACAAUGUGAAUGGUGCCGUGAAACAAACAGAGCUUGAUACACAUGACAACCCAUCAGGUGAAGAUCCAUUGGGUGUUAACUCAUCAGGUGGUGAAGAGUCUUGUGAAAUCCCAAUCAAAGACUCGUUGGGUGACAACACAUCCAAUGAAGUUCACACAGAUAUUUUGCAAUUCGCUAUGCAACAAAUAGACCUUGAUGUUUCCACUGUAUCUACAUCACAGAUAUUGGAUUCUAUGGGUGACAACCCAUUAAAUGAUGACCCAUCAGAAGACUUCUAUCUUCUAGUUCGUGCGGACGACACUCCUAAUGUACCAUCAUCACAACAUACAUCAAAUACAUCAAAUCCCAUUCAAAAACGUCUAAUAGAAUCAAAAAAAGAAAUCAGAAGAUGGAAACAAAAAGCACAUAGAUUGAAAAAAAGGUGCGAAUACCUCAAAACGAGAUUAAAAACUGUCACACGUCUCUCUGACUCCAUAGCACUCCAACGUAUAUCUAGAAAAGUAUCUCCAACCGCCAUGUUACUUAUAAACAUGCAAUUUCGCGAAAAUGCCAAAAAACCGAAUGGUCACAGGUUCAAAUCCUCGGAGAAGAUCAUGGCUUUGGCUUUAUAUAAACGUAGUCCGGAGUGUUAUGCGAUGUUGUCGGAAUAUCUAACUUUGCCUACAGAGAGAACUUUGCAAAAGAUGCUCAGUUAAAUGAAAUAAAAUUUACCUACAAGGAGAACUUUGCAAUAGAUGCUCAGUUAAAUGAAAUAAAAUUUACCUACAAGGAGAACUUUGCAAUAGAUGCUCAGUUAAAUGAAAUAAAAUUUACCUACAAGGAGAACUUUGCAGAAGAUGAUCAGUGAGAUUAAAUAAAAUUUACCUACAAAGAGAACUUUGCAGAAGAUGCUCAGUGAAAUGAAAUAAAAUUUACCUACAAAGAGAACUUUGCAGAAGCUCAGUUUGCUCAGUGAAAUGAAAUAAAAUUUACCUACAAAGAGAACUUUGCAGAAGAUGCUCAGUGAAAUGAAAUAAAAUUUACCUACAGAGAAAACUUUGCAGAAGAUGCUCAGUGAAAUGAAAUAAAAUAAAAUUUACCUACAGAGAGAACUUUGCAAAAGAUGCUAAAUUAAAUAAAUAUUUUAAUUUUAGUCUA